Messenger RNA from Pogona vitticeps (central bearded dragon), 2281 nucleotides. NCBI's taxonomy places the organism in Eukaryota, Metazoa, Chordata, Lepidosauria, Squamata, Agamidae. The record is from RefSeq and is a predicted model, not a curated record.
AUGGAUUUUAAGACUGACCGGAUGCCCCUCAUUGUCCGCCGGCUCCAGGGAGCAGAGGAGUCCUAUUGGCGGCUGGAAGGCGGAGGAAGGUCGCGGCCGGGCUCGGCAGCCCCAGAGAGGGAGGAGAGCCCCCCCGGCGGUGGCGGCCUCGGCCUCGUCGAGGGCGGCUGGUUCCGGGAGACGUGCAGCCUCUGGCCCGGGCAGGCCCUCUCCUUGCAAGUGGAAGCCGUCCUCCAUCACCAGCGCUCGCCCUUCCAGGAGAUCCUGGUCUUCCGCAGCCGGGUGCUCAUUAUCGGUGGUGGGGACGGAGGCGUCUUACGGGAGGUGGUGAAGCACCCUUCGGUGGAGUCAGUAAUACAGUGUGAAAUUGACGAGGAUGUGAUCCAGGCGUCCAAGAAAUUUCUCCCGGGAAUGGCGGUGGGAUACUCAAGCCCCAAGCUCACCUUACACGUCGGGGACGGCUUUGAGUUCAUGAAGGAGAAUCAAGAGGCGUUUGACGUCAUCAUCACUGACUCCUCAGACCCCAUGGGUCCUGCUGAAAGUUUGUUCAAGGAGUCUUACUAUCAGCUGAUGAAGACGGCACUGCGGGAAGAUGGCAUUCUGUGCUGCCAGGGGGAAUGCCAGUGGUUGCACCUCGACCUGAUUAAGGAAAUGCGUCAGUUCUGCAAAUCUUUGUUCCCGGUGGUGGAGUACGCCUUCUGCACCAUCCCGACCUACCCGAGCGGGCAAAUUGGCUUCAUGCUUUGUAGCAAGAAUCCGAAUACAAACUUCAGGGAACCGGUCCAGCUGUUGUCCCAAGAGAAAGUGGACAUGAUGAACCUUAAGUAUUACAACUCAGAGAUCCACCGGGCAGCUUUCGUCCUGCCGGAAUUUGCACGAAAGGCCCUGAGUACCGUGUGAGGAACAGCCAACGGGUGGCUUCGCCUCUCGCCUCGGACCCCCGGGGGGGGGAUCUUGAAGUGACCACGUCAAUGUAGCGGAUUCCCUCUCGUGGGCAGUCAGUAUGGGGCCACAUCCUGUUCUCUGCCUGGGGGUCCCAGCCGGCCCCCGUUUUUUUGUUUUGGUUUUUUUUACCAGCUAAACAUUCCUUCCAAUUAUGUAUUUAAAAACGAAGAAGAGGCUGUCUGGGUUUUACGCCCGAUUGGAGCCGCCAGAAAGGAACAAAAGAAGAUGAAUCGGGUCCAGCCCCGUUACUCAGUGCUCGAACCUGCCUUUCCAGAACUUGACUGACACUGAAAAACAGGGCCUCGGGCCUUCCUUUGCAAAGCCUCUCCACUCCAAAGUCCUGUAUUUAUAACUGGCAAUGUAUUUUUUUCCACCCUAUUGUCUGUUUCCCCCCCAUUCAGGAAGGGUUGCUUGCUUCCUCUGCCCUGCAGUUUGGUGGAAGGGGCUAAUGGAGGGUUGGUUUGGCAAGCCCCAAAUCCCCAAAUAACUCAUUUUUUCGCUGCUCGUUCGCUCUUUUCCUGCCCCGUUCCUCUCUCCUUUUACAGGACAAUCUGAUCUCUUGCCCCUUUUCUCUUCCGCGCUCAUCUCUGAACUUGUCCGGCCAUUUGCCUUCUGCAACACCCCCAAGCUUUUGACUCUGAUUUAGCUCGCUCUUGGGAAUAUUGCUUGUGAAUUUUUAGUUUUCCAGGCUUAAAAAGGGUAAUUGUUUAUAUAGCCUCUUAGCAGCCAGGGAAGGUAUCCCUAUCGUGAAAUGAAAUUUUUGUCCUUAGAGAAUCGUUGCCUCUGUUUUUUAUUUUUAUUUUUAAACCUCAUCUGCAAGAGGGGGGGGGACAGAAGUAAAGACGUCUGUCAGAGCUGAGUCUCCCUCUCUGCAACUUCGUUAAGCCCAAACAGACAAGAAGCGGCAUUAUAGUGGGAUUACAGUGCCUGGAAGAUUUCUUUUUUAAAAAAUUAAAAUUGCCUGUAUUGUAGCCUUUCUCCACUCAGCAUCUUCUGGAAGGAUUGGAACUCUAUCAUCCCCAAUCACUGUGGCAAGGAUGAUGAGGGACAUCAUCCAACUCUUCCAGGGACCACCAGCCUCGAAACCCAGCAGCAAAUCCUGGGCAGAAUUGGCCCACAGAAUGAACAGCUAAAUGGUCAGCUUUAACUUCUAUAAAUCCCACCGAUUAAAUGGGUCUGCUCUAAGCAGGGCGUCCAGUUGGAUUUUGGCCUACGUUUGUUGCUGCUUAUAGGUCAAAGAAUCUUUUUUUAAAUUAAACCUACAGCCUUCAUUGGGAUCGGUUCUGUUCAGACUGGAAUUUGUACGUGUGCAGAGGUCCACAUCAUGAGAAUCUCA